AUGCCCAGUUUCGUGGAUUUGAACAUUGAAAUCAUCCAUUUGGUCUGCCAGGACCUAUUGGUCAACGAUGUCCUCAACCUUCGGCUGACCUGUCGUUUUCUCGAUGCCGCGACACGUUCAAAGAUCGUUUGGAUCCACCAGAUGGAGAAGCUGGAAGCACAAAGCUCUGUCUUACCGUCAAAUGCUCAAGACUAUCGCUUACUCCAACCCUCCCUCCUUGAAACUCUGGUUUUGCGAUUGACCUUCGUGGGGGACAAAUGGCUACGUCAAGAUAUGACUCCGACGGCCACUUCAACGAUCUCAGUCCCUGGCUCCAUAACAUGGCUUCAUAUUUUUGACGGAAGAUACGUGUUCGUGGCGUUCUCCGACCGCAAAGCUAGCAGUAUUGCUUGUUGGGAUCUGUGGUUGUUGCAAGCUGGCUAUCCCAGUGCGGCGACUGAGGCAUUUCUAGUUGGACGUGUCAAUACUGCUCAGGUCGAGAUGCAAGAGGACGGAAUUGUGCUAGCGCUUGGGCUGGACGGCGAAACGCAAAGUGUUGUGGUUGUAACACUGCAAGUGCAGGAAGAUACAUGCAGGUUUUAUGAGCUUGCACGAAUUGGAAAUUCAUCGCACGUCCUUCUAUUAGAUGGCUCAAUCAUAGGUUGUGCCAUUCGUGACGGCCUAAACGUUCCUCAUUUGGUGGAUUGGAGAAGUGGGACCAUUCGCGAGAUUCCCGCGCCGUCUGGCGGACUGGAGACACCAGGCAAUGCUAGCGUUCCGCAUCUCCUGGCCAUCUCUGGCGAAACUCUAGCUAUCGUGCGCUCCGUUGGGAUCGAAAUAUAUUGGUUAACAACUGAAACCAUUGUUUUUGUCCGACAUAUCGUGAGCUCUACCAUCUGGGAAGCUGUUGCGAGUACUGCCAUCGGAUUUUCAGCCUUGCAACUGACGCUCAUCACUCGUGUUGGUCUCGAAACUUUGGUUAUUGACGACCGAGUACUUGACAUGAACCUCGAAACACCCGCUCUACUUUGUAUUUUUCCAGCCCCGUUGUGCGGUUGUUGUGGCCCUUCCCAGUCAUGCGAUUUUAUCUAUCACAAGGCUCCGUGGUACCAUCUUUCCGUUGGCAGCUCCGGCCGUCGAUGCAUGUGGGUAUCGGUCGGUAAUGGCUCAGGAAACAAUUACGCCACGCCACGUCUUAUGUCAGCAAAACUCCCUUCGCCUGUCGUUGGAUCUUUGGACACUACCAGUGCGGAGAUAGUAUCAUGGCCCGUCGAUUCGAUGGGCGAUUUUGCUCUGUGGGCGCUCCCGCGAUUGCAUUUUGACGAGGCCUUAGGCACUGUGGUCAUCGGAAACUGUUUUGGAGAGUUGGAUUUUCACAAUGUGGAUCAACACUUGGUACCAUGCUUCUCUCUUGCUCGAUACCCUUUCUGGACAUCUGGGCAUCUUCUAACGCAGGUUUCAUCCGCCUCACCAAUGGAUGUCGACGCUGUCGACGCCCCGUCUCCUGUUUCACUCCACUCGCUACCUGAAAUCACUGCUAAAUGGUCGCAAGACUCCAUUGUCCACAAUAUCUCAUGGUCAACAGAUUGGGCGCAGUAUAGGAAAGCCCAUUUAUGGGAAGGCGCACCGUGCGACUUGGGAUGGAUCCUUCACGAAGCAUUUGGAUUUCCAGGACGAGUUAUUCCCCAGGGCUAUGCCAAUCGAUGGGAUAGCGCGCAUGAGCAAGCUCUUUUCUUUCGCGUUGGAAGGCGUUACUUUGUCCUGAGAGAAGGGGACGAGAACGAGUUCCACUGCGCGCCACUAGAUCCAGGAGAUGCAGAUGACCUGUUCUUUCACCUACGGCGUAGUCCGAAAUUGAUCACCACAAGACGCACAGCAAUCACUGCGAGACAAGCUUACAUGAUGAACCUAUUGGCGGAGCUGGAUAGCCCUGCGCCGCUGUAUCGGAACCGCUGGCUGGAGAUGCAGGAACGAGUUUCGUUGAACUCGAACUCGAAAUUAUACAUUGUAUCUGCGAGGAAUUACUGGUCAAUGAUGUCCUCUCUCUCCGUCAGACUUGUCGCUCAUUGUAUCAUGCAACACAUUCAAGGGUUGUUUGGAUUCGAUAUUUGGUCGUCCUCAAAGCAAAAGGGGCUGUACUGCCCUCUUUUCCGGCUGACUUCGGUCGCGAACAAGUGGGCUCGCCACGAUAUGACUCCAAUCAAGUCCGUCUCUCUGGUCGUCCCACACUCGAUAACAUGGCUGCGCAUCGUCGAUGGCCGAUAUGUAUUUGUGGCGUAUUCUGACCAAAAGGUCAGCGUUCUCGCAUGCUGGGAUUUCUGGUGGCUGCAAUGUGGUGAUAUCAACCCAAUCGCUCUUGCAUUCCUUCCAGGUCGUGUCGAUACUGCGCAAGUAGAGAUGCAAGAGAAUGGCGUUGUUCUAACCCUCGGACUAGAUGGCAAAAACCCCAGUGUGCUCGUAACCACACUCCAGGAACAAGAAGAUGAUACGUUUGCGUUCUAUGAACUGGCGCGAAUCGAAAAGUCGUCGCAUAUCCUCAUGCUAAAUGGCUCAUUCGUUGGCUGCGCUAUUCGUGACGGUAUCAACAUCCUUCACCUGGUUAAUUGGAGAGACGGAGCUAUUCGUGAGAUCCCGCAGGCCGCAGCUGGGUUCUCUAACUCGGUCAGAGCGAGUGUCCCAUAUCUGAUCACAUUGUCUGGCGAGGUUCUCGUUAUCGUGUACUCGGUUGGCGUCGAAAUCUAUCACUGUCCGCCAUCAUCAAACGACCCCAUCGUCUUCGUUCAACAUAUCACGCGUUCUACUAUUUGGGAAGCUGUUGCUACUCCCCUUACCCAUUUGCAAGCCACACAGCUGACAUUAAUCACCCGCGUUGGUCUUGAAAUUUUGACUAUCGACGACCGAGUGCUGGACAUUAACACACAAACACCGAGUCUUAUUUGUGUUGCUCGAGCGCCGUUGUGUAGCUGUCGAGGUCCCACUGCCAGUGUUCCGUGCAGCUUCAUCGACCACGCUGCUCGGUGGUACGGACUGUCUGUGGGUGACUCCGGCCGUCGAUUCAUGUGGAUAUCUGUGGUAGGAGAACCUGGAAAGGACUACUCACUACCAUCAUUUGUGUCCGCUCGACUUCCAGAAGCGUCGGGUCAUGCAGAGCUUGUCUCGUGGCCCAUGAAUCCAAAUAAUGAACUAGCGCUCUGGGCACUACCCCGGUUCGAUUUCGAUGAGGCUCUCGGCACAGCUGUCGUCGGGAACUGUUUCGGAGAACUGGAGUUUUAUGACUUGGAUGAGCAUUUGUUGGCAUGCCUGUGGCUGUCACGAUACCCCUUCUGGAGGCCUGAGCAUCGGUCGACGAAGAUGUUGUCGUUGGCGCCAUUAGCUCUCGAUGUGCCUCCUCAGCCAAUUUUCGGUUCACCUGAAUCGCUGCCUGACAGCACGGCCCACUGGUCCCAAGAUCCUAUUGUUAAUGGUUUGCCUUUCGACUAUGCGUGGAUGCUCAGGGAAGCCUUCGGAAUCCCGGGUCGAGUGAUUCCUCAAUACUAUGGCCAGCCAUCCCCCGACGCGCUUGACCAGUCCGUCACCUUCCGCAUUGGGAAACGCUACUUUGAGCACUGGGAUGGCGACGAGAAGACAUUAUGUACGUUGUCACCGGCAAUAAGCACACUUCGGGAUUUGGAGCAGGAGCAGGAGCCGACCAUCGACUGGAGAGCCCCCACAAAACUGACCGCAACUCGUCGCACGGCAUUUUCCAUGUGCCAUGCCUACAUCGAUGGCUUUCACCAAGAGGUAUACCACAAUCCAUGUCCUCGAAUUCGCUGGCUGGAAAUGAAGGAUCGCGGGGGCUAUGUGGAGUGGAACAAUGUAGGUCACCCAAGAUAUCGUACCUAUCCUGAAUAA
Mycena indigotica is the source of this 3870-nucleotide messenger RNA. RefSeq lists its product as uncharacterized. Lineage: Eukaryota; Fungi; Basidiomycota; Agaricomycetes; Agaricales; Mycenaceae. Bases 1 to 3870 code for a protein of 1289 amino acids. The transcript is spliced from 12 exons. The record is from RefSeq and is a predicted model, not a curated record.